CUCUCUUCCGCCGCCAGCCACAACUGCAGCGCCGAGGGCUACAUCUACCAGGACUCGGUCGCCAUGCCCUGGAAGGUGCUGCUGGUUCUGGUGCUGGCGCUCGUCACCCUGGCCACCACGCUCUCCAACGCCUUCGUGAUCGCCACGGUGUACCGGACGCGGAAGCUGCACACCCCGGCCAACUACCUGAUCGCCUCCCUGGCGGUCACCGACCUGCUCGUGUCCAUCCUGGUGAUGCCCGUGAGCACCCUGUACACCGUCACCGGCCGCUGGACGCUGGGCCAGGCGGUCUGCGACUUCUGGCUGUCGUCGGACAUCACCUGUUGCACCGCUUCCAUCCUGCACCUGUGCGUCAUCGCCCUGGACCGCUACUGGGCCAUCACCGACGCCGUGGAGUACUCGGCCAAAAGGACUCCCAAGAGGGCGGCGGGCAUGAUCGCGCUGGUGUGGGUCUUCUCCGUCUCCAUCUCGCUGCCCCCCUUCUUCUGGCGGCAGGCCAAGGCCGAGGAGGAGGUGUCGGACUGCGUGGUGAACACCGACCACGUCCUCUACACGGUCUACUCCACGGUGGGCGCGUUCUACUUUCCCACCCUGCUCCUGAUCGCCCUCUACGGCCGCAUCUACGUGGAGGCCCGCUCGCGGAUCUUGAAGCAGACGCCCAGCAGGACCGGCAAGCGCCUCACGCGCGCCCAGCUCGUCACCGACUCCCCCGGGUCCUCGUCCUCCGUCGCCUCUCUCAACUCGCGCGCUCCCGACGCGCCCAGCGAGUCCGGCUCCCCGGUGUGCGUGAACCAAGUCAAGGUGCGGGUCUCCGACGCCCUCCUGGAGAAGAAGAAGCUCAUGGCCGCCAGGGAGCGCAAAGCCACCAAGACCCUGGGCAUCAUUCUGGGGGCCUUCAUCGUGUGCUGGCUGCCCUUCUUCAUCAUCUCCCUGGUGAUGCCCAUCUGCCAGGACGCCUGCUGGUUCCACCUGGCCAUCUUCGACUUCUUCACGUGGCUGGGCUAUCUCAACUCCCUCAUCAACCCCAUCAUCUACACCAUGUCCAACGAGGACUUCAAGCAAGCGUUCCACAAACUCGUCCGCUUUCGGUGCGCGCGCUGACUCGCCCGCCGCGGCGGGG
Carlito syrichta (Philippine tarsier) is the source of this 1120-nucleotide messenger RNA. It is a transcript of the gene HTR1B, whose product is annotated as 5-hydroxytryptamine receptor 1B. NCBI's taxonomy places the organism in Eukaryota, Metazoa, Chordata, Mammalia, Primates, Tarsiidae. Gene Ontology annotation, biological process: chemical synaptic transmission; adenylate cyclase-activating adrenergic receptor signaling pathway; vasoconstriction. The transcript has a single exon. Bases 64 to 1101 code for a protein of 345 amino acids. The record is from RefSeq and is a predicted model, not a curated record. Gene Ontology annotation, cellular component: plasma membrane. Gene Ontology annotation, molecular function: G protein-coupled serotonin receptor activity.